This is a messenger RNA of Austrofundulus limnaeus, 3861 nucleotides long. RefSeq names its product E3 ubiquitin-protein ligase Midline-1. The transcript is spliced from 10 exons. The record is from RefSeq and is a predicted model, not a curated record. Gene Ontology annotation, molecular function: protein binding; zinc ion binding. Gene Ontology annotation, cellular component: cytoplasm. The coding region runs from base 333 to 2402 and encodes 689 amino acids. Gene Ontology annotation, biological process: regulation of microtubule cytoskeleton organization. NCBI's taxonomy places the organism in Eukaryota, Metazoa, Chordata, Actinopteri, Cyprinodontiformes, Rivulidae.
GCUGGGUCAGGACAGAAAGGCUUACCCGGGCAGAGGAGGAAACGUGUCAGGAGAGGUGAUGACACAGCCACGGAGACGUAUUCACAUCCUCUCCGACUCCUGAGAUUGCUCCUCGCUGCCGUUUAAGCCUCCCCUGCUGCUUUUUCCUGCAUCCUGCUGAGGAGAGAGAGGGCUAAAGAUAGCUGCCGGUCUUCCUCCACACCUCUCCCUCUUCCUCUCUUUCUCACUUUGUUUGUGGAUGAUGGGAUUUUAAUCAUGUGGAAGACAGCUGAGCGGCUCUUCUGGAUUUUGUCGACGCUGUGCCUGGUCCCGCCUGGCCUUUUCUGAGCAGGAUGGACACUCUGGAGUCAGAGCUGACCUGCCCAAUCUGCCUGGAGCUCUUUGAAGACCCACUGCUGCUCCCUUGUGCCCACAGCCUGUGCUUCGGUUGCGCCCAUCGCAUCCUCGUCUCCCACUGCGCCACCAACGAGUCCGUUCAGAGCAUCGGCGCCUUUCAGUGCCCCACCUGUAGGUAUGUCAUCUCCCUGAGUCCAGAGCGUGGACUAGAAGGACUUAAGAGAAACGUGACCUUGCAGAACAUCAUCGACAGAGUCCAGCGAGCCUCGUCGUCAGCUGGGCUUCCUUUACCGCUGCCUUUGCCGGCCCCCCACAGUGGACCCAACUCUCCCUCUGAGGAAGGGAGCAACCGGCUGGCUCUGGUCCCCAUCAGCGCUGCCAUGUCCAGCCCAUGCACCCCACCAGAACCAGUCCAGUGCCAGUUCUGUGAGCAGGACCCGCCUCAAGAGGCCGUUAAAACAUGCGUGACGUGUGAGGUGUCGUACUGCGAGGAGUGCCUCAAAGCCACUCACCCAAACAAGAAGCCAUUCACCGGUCACAGGCUCAUCGAGCCUAUGCCCGAUUCCCACCUCAGGGGGCUGCAGUGCCUGGAGCACGAGGAGGAGAAGGUGAACAUGUACUGUGUGAGUGAUGACCAGCUGAUCUGCUCGCUGUGCAAGCUGGUUGGAAGGCACAGGGAUCAUCAGGUGGCAGCCCUGAGCGACCGUUAUGAGAAACUCAAGCAAGCCCUUGAUUCCAACCUGAGUAAUUUAAUCAAGAGGAACAACGAGCUGGAGUCUUUAAUGGGCAGAUUGAUCCAGACUUGUCAACAUGUCGAGGUGAAUGCAUCCCACCAGGAGGGGAAGCUCAUGGAGGAGUGUGAUGUCCUGAUUGACAUCAUUCAGCAGAGGAAGCAGAUCAUCGGCAACAAGAUUAAAGAGGGGAAGGCUCAAAGGCUUCGUAAGCUGGCCCAACAAAUUUCCAACUGCAAGCAGUGCAUCGAGAGGUCCUCCGCCCUCAUCACACAGGCUGAUCAGACGCUAAAAGAAACCGAUCACGCUCGCUUCCUGCAGACAGCCAAGAGCAUCAACGAGAGGGUUUCCAUGGCAACUGCAUCAACCCAAGUGCUGAUUCCUGAGAUACACCUCACUGACACUUUUGACACMUUUGCACUGGACUUCACCAGAGAAAAAAAACUGUUGGAGAAUCUGGAUUACCUCACAGCUCCAAGUGCUCCGUGCAUUAGGGAAGAGUUGUGCACGGCUUCAUACGACACCAUUAGUGUCCACUGGACGUCUGAUGAUGAAUUCUCAGUCGUGUCCUACGAGCUCCAGUAUGCCAUCUUCACAGGACAGUCCAACAUUGCCAGUUUAUGUAAUUCAUUGGAAAGUUGGAUGAUUGUACCCAACAUCAAACAGAACCACUACACGGUACAUGGUUUGCAGAGUGGCACCAAGUAUAUCUUUGUCGUAAAGGCCAUCAAUCAAGCGGGAAGCCGGAGCAGUGAACCAGGGACUCUAAAGACAAACAGUCAGCCAUUUAAACUAGACCCCAAAUCGGCUCAUAAGAAGCUGAAGGUGUCACACGAUAACCUCACGGUGGAGCGGGAUGAAACCACAUCGAAGAAAGGCCACAGCCAGGAUCGGUUCUCCAGCCAGAGCAGCUAUGGUGUGGUGGGAAAUGUCUAUAUUGACAGUGGGCGUCACUACUGGGAGGCUUUGAUAGGAGGAAGCACAUGGUACGCAGUAGGUAUUGCCUACAAAUCAGCCCCAAAGCACGAGUGGAUUGGCAAGAACUCAGCCUCUUGGGUGAUCUGCCGCUGCAACAACUCUUGGGUGGUUCGCCAUAACAGCAAGGAGCUAGCCAUUGAGCCGUCUCCCCACCUUCGUCGCAUUGGGAUCCUGCUCGAUUACGAUGUCGGAUAUCUGUCUUUCUACGAUGCCGUGGGCUCACAGCACCUCCACACAUUUAAUGUGUCCUUUGUUCAGCCUGUGUGUCCCGUGUUCAAUGUGUGGAAUAAGUGUCUGACAAUUCUCACCGGUCUACCCAUCCCUGACCAUCUAGAGGGACAGGAGCCCAACAAUUAAAUCUACAGUCAAUGCGAUACAAUCACCAUAAAGUCAUUAUCCUAAAACUUCACUGGGACAGAGCUUUUUUUAAAAGGUCAUACUUAUUGGGGAAAAGCAGAAGAGUGAUUCAACCUAUUCUGCCACAGUUAAAACACAAAUUAUACCAUCUACUCUAACACCAAUUUUGAAACAAACGUGAUCAAACAAAUAUUACUUUUCCCAUUUGGUUUACAAACCAUAGGUGACAGGCUGCUCRGGAAAAAAACAAGCCUUUGCGUUUUCUAAAAACAAGCUAGGGUUAUUUGAUGAUGGGUUAGAAAUUCCAGAUUCAGUUUGCUUUGGAUUAUAGUAGGAACACUUGUUUUAUUGCAAAACGGAAACAAGCCACACAUUAAUUUACAACUUUUAUCCAUCAUAAGACAUUGCACUUUGAAAAUCUUUAAAAGUACACAUAAUGCAUUCACAGAGAAGCAUAUUCAAUUUAAAACAACUGUGGUUGCUGGAAAAUGUGGAAAAACAUGUAUAUUUUGUAAAAUUAUUGUACCCCGUGCCAUCCUUUUCAUCUUUACCUGCAGGAAACCAAAGUAGUCAUGGCUGUUUAUUCAGAUAAAAUUUUGUUCUGUGAUAAUAAAUGCUGAAUUAUUUUUUAAAAAGUGUGACCCAGAGAAACAGCUUAUGCUGAUAUAAAAUGCAGAGUUCAAAUAAACUUUGUCUUUUUUGCACAUCAUUUACACUUUCAUGGUUUUGUAGCCUAUAGACAUCCAAUAUUUGUGCAAUUUACAUGUGUUCAGACUAGGGCAAGUGUGUUCUCUUUGACUUACUGUGCUAAUUUUGUUUUUGCGACCCUAUGUUUAUGUGAUGUACAAUUAAUGAAUCACUUUACAGUUGUUGCCCCAAGGUGGUACAGGAGGCUAAAGGGGAAAUAGACUAUUACAUGUUUUUUUCUUUGGGGGGGGACUACAGUUUAUAUUCUGAAAUUUGCAAUUAACCUCUAAAAACCAAUGCAUUCAUGAACAUUAGGUUGUCAGAUUUUUUGCACAAUAAUGAUGUCAGAAAGAUAUACCUGUAUCUUAACAUCAACCAAUGGCAAAGUUCUGAUUUGGAUUAUAACUAGUUUUCUAACAUAAAAGGGGUCUACAAUGGUUAUUUAGAUUUGCCCAUUAUGUAUCAACAGAGCCAAAAGGCAACUUGUCAACAUAAAAAUWAAGAUUUGGUUGUAUUUCUCAAUGAAAUAAGGUUUGUAACCCAGUUUUUUGAACAACUGAUGCUCUUUAAAAUGCUGUUUUACCGGAAAUACAUUAAACCCAACCUCAUUGCUUGUAAUAUUUCGUGCUUAUUUUAACAUUACUGUUUUAACUUCAUGACCAUGAUGUUCUAUGUCCAGUCUUUGUAGACAUUUUUAUGAAAUACAGGAUAUGUGCUCAGAUCACUGUUCCUGGAGAUGAGUGGAAAAUAAAUAUCACUCCUUAUAGCAUUA